Messenger RNA from Thelazia callipaeda (thelaziosis nematode), 645 nucleotides. Lineage: Eukaryota; Metazoa; Nematoda; Chromadorea; Rhabditida; Thelaziidae. The record is from the annotation of a GenBank genome assembly.
AUGCCUUUGCUGAAUUGCGUGAAGGAAGAACUGAAUCUUGCAAAUGUUUUGCUGAGUGGUCAGUCGUUUAGAAUUUUCAGGUGGGUGAAAGUACUUGAAAGUGAUGACGCCUAUAACUCCAUUCAUGAUACAUUUAUUGGAGUGGCACAACAUCGUGUUUGGAAACUGCGGCGAGAAAAUGAUAAGCAAGUGUAUUAUGAAGUACUGGGAAAGUUUUCUGAAGCUAUUGGUGAUGAUCAUGAUACUCUCAGGAAUUAUUUUCAGCUUGAUGUUGACUUGAAUCAUUUGUAUAAAUACUGGUCAGAAAAUGAUGAGCACUUCGCUGAACUUAUGAAAAGUUAUCGGAAUGACUUGGAAGGAAUUCGAAUCCUUUGUCAGGAUCCAUUGGAAACCGUUUUUGCAUUUAUUUGUUCUUCCAAUAACCAUAUUAAACGCAUUACAAACAUGGUUGAGAUAUUGUGUGAACUGUAUGGUGAAAGCAUUACUGUUCCCUAUUAUGGAAAGUUGAAAAAAUUUUAUGAUUUUGCGGAUCCGAGACUUAUGGCUGACGAUCGUAUGCUGGAAAUAACUCUGCGAAAUCAUGGUUUCGGAUAUCGCGCACCAAGCAUUGCUUAUGCUGCAAAAGCGCUAGUAAAUAUUGUUUGA